UAGUUAUCCAGGGAGAUCUACAUUACUCUUAAGAGGAAGCAUGUCUAGCGUUCUUCUCUCGUAACUAAUACACAUCGUAUGAAUCAAAAUAGUAGGUCAUCGUUUCACUAUCUUACACAAGGAUAUUGACACCAGUCUGCUACAAUGGAAGUAUUGAUGCAUCACCUUUGGCAGAGAGUCUUGCCCCGCCUACCCAGAGUCAUGAGCACUCCCUGUAAAAGUGAUUUGAGCUGUGCUGCUGGACAUGCCCCCACUGACUCCAUCUCCCGACCUAGCACACACCUUCCCCCUAGCACACACCUUCCCCUAGUCUCUCGUCUCUUCCAGCCCUCCAACCUGCGUGAUGUGGGCCAGGAGAAGCGUGCUCAGGUGGAUAUGACCUGCAAGAGCCAGAGACUGAUGCAGCAGGCAGGUCUCAUUCACCCCUCCAACCCUGGCUGCUACUACUACCUCCCGGCCACUGUGCGCUCCAUGGAGAAGCUGGUGAGGCUGAUCGACCAGGAGAUGCAGGGGAUCGGUGGGCAGAAGCUGGACAUGCCCAGCUUGUGUUCGGCAGAGCUGUGGAGACGCAGUGAGCGCUGGGACCUGAUGGGGAAAGAGCUGUUCCGCCUGAGGGACCGCCACGGGGCGGAAUACUGCCUGGGCCCCACCCAUGAGGAGGCUGUGACAGAGCUACUGGCCUCUCAGGGAACCCUGUCCUACAGGCAGCUGCCUCUGCUACUCUACCAGAUUACCCGCAAGUUCCGUGAUGAGCCGAAGCCUCGGUUUGGGCUUCUACGCGGGCGGGAGUUCUACAUGAAGGACAUGUACACAUUUGACGUGAGCGAAGAAGCUGCAUACCACACAUAUGAAUCUGUGUGCCAGGCUUACACCCGCCUUUUCUCUCGGUUAGGCCUGUGCAUUGUCCAGGUCCACGCUGAUACAGGAAACAUUGGAGGUAAACUCUCCCAUGAGUUUCAGCUCCCCGCAGACAUCGGAGAGGACAGGCUACUGGUCUGUGGUAGCUGCUCCUUCUCUGCCAACGUGGAGACCAUGGAACCAGGCCGGACAGACUGCCCACAGUGCCAGGAGGGAACGCUAAUGGAGUCUAAGGGCAUAGAGGUAGGCCAUACGUUCUACCUAGGCACCAAGUACUCCCACAUAUUCAACGCCACCUUCAACAACACCCAGAACAAGCCUGCUGUCACUGAGAUGGGCUGCUUCGGGCUGGGUGUGACCCGGAUCCUCGCUGCUGCCAUCGAGGUGAUGUCCACGGAGGAGGCAAUCCGCUGGCCUGGGCUGCUUGCCCCCUAUCAGGUCUGUGUUCUGCCCCCUAAAAGGGGCAGUAAGGUGGAUGAGGUGGCUGGUUUAGCUGAGGAGCUGGCCCUCAGUCUGGGGGAGGCUCUGCCUAGGCUAAGAGGUGAGGUGGUUCUGGAUGACCGGACACAGAUGACCAUUGGUAAGAGGCUGAAGGACGCCAGUCGGCUUGGAUACCCGUACGUGGUGGUAGUGGGGCAGAAGGCUGCCGAGGAGACGCCCAGGUUUGAGGUGAUCUGUCAGCAGACUGGUGAGACAACGUUCCUCAGUAGGGAUGGACUUGUAGACCUCUUCAGAUGUGUGGAGACAGUCUGAGUUGCGCUGAUCUUGACAUGGGACUGGACUAAACCUUUUCCCCCUCAGGAGACCGAAAAGAUUUGGCAUGGGUCCCCUGAUCCUCAAAAGGUUCUACAUCUGCACCAUCGAGAGCAUCCUGACUGGUUGCAUCACCGCCCGGUAUGGCAACUGCUCGGCAUCUGACAGUAAGGCGCUACAGAGGGUAGUGCGAACGGCCCAGUACAUCACUGGGGCCAAGCUUCCUGCUAUCCAGGCGGUGUCAGAGGAAAGCACAUAAAAUUGUCAGACUCCAGUCACCCCAGUUAUAGACUGUUUUCUCUGCUACUGCAUGGCAAGUGGUACCGGCCGGAGCGCCAAGUCUUGGACCAAUAGCUUCUACCUCCAAGCCACAAGACUGCUGAACAAUUCAUUCUGUUUGUUUGUUGCCUAUGCAUAGUCACUUCGCCCCCACCUACAUGUACAGAUUACCUAGCCUGUAGCCCUGCACACUGACUCGGUACCGGUGCCCACUGUAUAUAGCCUCGUUAUUGUGUUCAUUUCUUUUAUUACUUUUAAUUUUAGCCUACUUGGUAAAUAUUUUCUUAUUGAACUGCACUAUUGGUUACGGGCUUGUAAGUAUUUCACAGUAAAGUCUACACUUGUUGUAUUCGGCGCAUGUAGCUAGGAAAGUUUGAUUUGACUAAACUAUUGAACAUGGAAAUCUAUUGGUCCUCUGAAAUGGGCAUGCUUGUGGUUGGGUGGGAUGAUAAGUAGCAAAGAGGCUAGUGUUUAACAGGCCUAUACCUACUAGCACUAAUCUUUGUCUGAUACGAACUGAGCUGGACUGAAAUGCAUUAUUACACUGAGAUGGACAUGCAGGUGGUUGGGUAGGUUGGAAUAGGAGACAAUAAAUAUAUGGUUCAGUAGCCAUACAUGUUUGAUGUCUGUCGUGAAAAUCAAUGAACACAUUUGUAAUUCUUAUUGCCUUGAAUCAAUGUUUCAACUGGACUCACAGAAAAAUAUAGUGCAAAUUAUGGAUCUCUCCACUUGAGUCAGAUACACACAUUGCUACGGAACA
Messenger RNA from Oncorhynchus masou masou (cherry salmon), 2650 nucleotides. RefSeq names its product probable proline--tRNA ligase, mitochondrial. The transcript is spliced from 3 exons. Lineage: Eukaryota; Metazoa; Chordata; Actinopteri; Salmoniformes; Salmonidae. Gene Ontology annotation, cellular component: cytoplasm; mitochondrion. The coding region runs from base 145 to 1611 and encodes 488 amino acids. Gene Ontology annotation, biological process: prolyl-tRNA aminoacylation. The record is from RefSeq and is a predicted model, not a curated record. Gene Ontology annotation, molecular function: proline-tRNA ligase activity; ATP binding.